AAACAACUUUCAAAGUGUAUUUAAGUCUAUCUUAUCGAAACCCGUCGAAGCAUCGCGAUUGCAUUCACUUGAUUGAACAUGCGUUAAAACACUUUGAUGAUGGCAUGCUUGAACCAUGUGUUACGUAUUCUAGCAUUGUGUGCACUUACUUCGAUUUGUUAUGCAGAGGAAAAUUCCGCGAAGACGAAGCAUGUACUAACGAAAGGUGAAAAACUGAAAAAGGCGAAAGCUUUAAACAACACACGGGAAUUAACGAAGACACAGUAUAGUGGAAAGUUUAUUAUGCAUUAUUCUGGUACAAAAGAUUCAGCGGUCAAACUUGGCGAAAAACAUGGAUUCGAGUUCGUGAAAAAGAUCUGUAACGGAUACUUCAAGUUCAAGGAUACAAAAACUCCUUCUCGAUCAGUCGUGAAAGUCGAACAUAUGAUGAAAAACAGUGACAACAAGCUGAAAAACUUCACUGAAGAAACAUUGGCCCAUCCGAAGGCAUUAUCGGUGACCCCGGAACCCUUGUUGUCCUUCAAUGUGACGGAUGCAUACUGGUCCAGACAGUGGCAUUUGCAACCAUCAAAAACACCAUCUAUGGGUGUAUACGAAGCCUGGGAGAGAGGAUACACGGGUAAUGGAGUGGUCAUGGCUAUAGUAGAUGACGGUAUGGACACCGAGCACACGGAUCUAGUGGACAAUUAUGAUGCUACACUGAGCCAUAACUUUGUGCAUGAUUCGUCGGGUGGAAUACACAUUGAAGAAGAUGACGGUCAUGGAACAAAGUGUGCAGGACUUGCAGCAGCUGCCAAGAACGAUGCAUGUGUCAUAGGAGUGGCGUACGAGGCAACAUUGGCGUCUUUGCGGAUAUUAGAUGAAUACUUCACAGUUUCUGUUGGCGCUGAUGCUCUCACACAUAACUUGGAUACUAUUGACAUUUACAGCAAUAGCUGGGGAUACCCGGGUAAAGGAUAUGGGUUUGAACCCCUAUAUGACGUAGAGGAGGCCGCAUUGAUUCAAGGAAUACGGGAGGGCCGUAAUGGUAGAGGUGCCAUAUAUCUGUUUGCUGCCGGUAACGACGGGCAGAAUUAUGACGACUGUAACGCUGCAGGACAUGUCAACACUAUAUACACAAUUAGCGUUAAUGCAUUAAAGUCGGACGGCACUCUAGCGAGGUACUCGGAAGAAUGUACAAGUAUUAUGGUCGCAACGUACGGAGGAGAUACAGGCACCAACACGGACGGUUUGAUUGCAACAACAAAGAAAAAUGAUACCUGCACAGACGAUUUUCUAGGGACCUCUGCUGCAUGUCCCAUUGCAGCAGGAAUCGUCGCCCUCUCACUGCAGGCAAAUCCCGACCUGACGUGGAGAGAUGUCCAGCACCUUAUAGCAGAGACAUCAGCUUACGACGGUGUGCCAGGAGAGCUUUAUCAGACAAACGGUAGAGGGAAAAACGUAAGUGUGUCACAUGGAUUUGGCGUGAUGAAUGCUGAUAGAAUGGUUGUAGCUGCAGUAACGUGGAGCACGGUACCAGAGAAAAUAGCCUGUGUUGGCGAAACACAGUCUGUGUACAAAUGUUGCGCAGAGUCCAUUGAGGCUUCACACGAUGUGCAGAACUGUCACAUCAAGUACUUAGAGCAUGUGCAAGUGCACGUGUCCUUUCAAGCAGUAUGGCGGGAGUAUAUUGAGCUUCACCUUGUGUCUCCACAAUGUACGGACAGUAGGAUAUUGCGACAGAGAAGGGCAGACUUUUACACAUCGAGGGUGGAUUGGACCUUUAUGACUGUGUUUAACUGGGGAGAAGAUCCGACAGGAAACUGGACUAUCAGAAUGGACGAUUUUAUCGCAUGUGAUAAUGUGAUACACUUGUAUACUUGGACUCUCACAUUGCAUGGAACUAUUACAGACCCACAAGCCGGAGUACCAGAAAAUGGUACUCUUGGUGGACACUGUGAUGCCAAUGUUAACUGUCAUGGUGGUAUGGACUGUCUCCUAAACUACAACCUGUGUGUACAUUGUAAUAUUUCGGAUUACAGGGUUGUCAAUGGCUACUGUGCUAAAGACAGAAAGACGGACGGAUACUGUGAUGUCAACAACAUAUGCGAGGAUGACCAGUCUUGGUGUAAUGCCAAUAACUACUGUGAAGCAUGCGAGACUGGUUUGCGUAGAUACGACGACAAUUGUUAUGAGGAUGGCAAAUUGGGUGGAUACUGCGAUUUAAGUACAUUCUGCACAGGGCCUAAUGUGGGCUGUAAUUGGUUACUCGGCCGCUGUGUAAACUGCAGCAACGGUUACCGUGUUGUAAGUGGAUAUUGCACAGAAGAUGGAACAAUUAGUGGAUACUGCGAUACAGAGAUAGCAUGUAACACAGAGAGCAAUCAGUAGCAUGUUCUCCGAGUAACAACUUAUGUGAAAGCUGAUAAUUAUGGACAACACAUUAUAGACGGAUUCUGUAUCGAUGACGGAACGUUGCAGUGAAACGGUGCUGUGUACGGAUGGAGGUAGCGGCUGUGACCUACAGUUAAACAGGUGUGUCACAUGUAUUGUAGAAGGCUUCCACAUCGUAGACAGUGUUUGCAGACAAGAUGGUGUCCUGCAUGGUUAUUGCAACGAGACGGUUGUAUGCGAACAAAAUGUUGGGUGUGACCCUGACCGGCACGUUUGUGUGGACUGUUCAUCACCAGGGUAUCAUGUUACAGGAGACGGCUUUUGUAGACAAGAUGGGGAGGUGGAUGGAUACUGUGAUACCAAUAUUGCCUUUAGACCAGAACGCUCUGGUUGAUCAGCACAAAACGACAUAUGUGUCAUUUGUUAUGCAGGGUACCACCUGCACGAUGGAUAUUGUGUUGAAGGUCAAUACAGCAAUGAUGAAAUAGGAUCGGAAGACACAGGGCCAAGUGGCGGUAUCAUCGCCGGUUCGUUGUUUGGUGGAAUAGCAUCUGGGAUAGCAAUAACUGCUCCAUUAUUUGUUCUCAUGUUGAAGAAAGUUUUGAUCGCAAAAAUUAAUCCGAUCAGCCAGAAUGGUUACUGUGAUUACAAGCCGCAUGAGAACGGAAAUAGUCAUUUUAAAAACUCUCGUUAACACACUUCCUAUUUGAUUCUAAAUUCACAUUGUCAGGUAUUUGGUGAACAUUGGCUAAUCUAAUUAAGAAUUCUAUCUUCUGAAAACCAUAUCCUGUGAGUUUGAAUUGAUAAAAAACUUUAGACGGGGAUUUUCCUUUAUGAAUCUCAGAUAUUUUGGGUAAAAACUGUUCGGAAAAUCCUUGUUUUGUUCCAUUAGUGGUUGAAAAUUUAAUUGUGGUUGAAUUGUCAUAUGUUGCUGUGAACUCGAUGAAAUUAUUAUUUUUGCAUUUCUAACGGUUUCGAUAGCACAUAUGAAAACCAUUAUAACUGUGGGUCAGAAAUAACAAAAACAAAUACUACACUUAAUAUAUAAGACAAAAUAUUACUGGUUAAUAAAUAUGAUGCUGUUGCUUGAUUUUUCAAUUUCGCGUGCCGUAUUUAAUUUAGGGACAUUCUACUAUGAUGUGUCAACAUACCCUUAUUAUGUUGACACAGUAUAGCGUGUUGAAAUAGAUAAAAAUAGAUAUUUGAAUAGAUAUAACUGCUAUUUAUAUCAUUAACUGAUUAUAUAUGUCCUGACUGUUGGAUACUGAACUAUAUAUCUAUACUUGUUUACAACACUAAUAUGAAGAUUGUUUUAAUAUGGCGUGUAAUGUGUUGCAAUAUUAUAUCUUCUAUAAUUAUUGUCUAUCUUUAUAUAUUUAUUCAAUGUCUUGAAAUACUUAUUGUAAAACAGAAAUAUUUUUUCAAUGCUUUCAUAUAUAUUUUCUCUUUUGAAAUAAUUAUUGUAAAACUGAAAAAAUCUGCAAUGCGACAAAAUAUUUAUGAAAUGUUUUCAAUUUAUUUAUUCGAUCCUACAAAAUAUUUUUUGCAAAAUAAAAAUAUUUAUUGUAUAUCACGAAAUAUUUAUUCUAAAAUUUAAUAUUUUUAUUCAAUCCUACAAAUUUUUGUUCGAUGCAACAAUAAUAAUUUUGUGUAAAACGUAAAUAUUUUUUCUAUCUGCUUAAAAAUAUUUGUUCGAAAGAAUUUUGGGUAAUUCUGAGUAAAUUGCUAUAUUGAGGCCAACUGCGGCGCAUUUUAUUAAUACGCCCGUUUUGAAAAAACGGACGUAUUAUGUGCUGCCGCGUGCGUCCGUCUAUUCGUCUGUCUGUCUGUCCGUCGGUCAUAAUUCGUGUCAGGAGCAUAACUUUAUAACCAUUAAAGUUAUUGACUUUAAUCUUGGCAUAUAGGUAGAUGGCGAUGAGACGAUGUGCAGAGCACUUAAACCGGCUCUGUAGGUCAAAGGUCAAGGUCACAAACUGAGCUAAAAGGUCAAAACUGACCCAUCAUAUUUCGUGUCCGGAGCAUAGCUAAAUAACCAUGCAAGGUAUUGACUUCAAACUUGGCAUGUAGGUAGGUGGCGAUGAGACCAUGUGCAGAGCACUUGAACCGGCUCGUAGAUCAAAGGUCAAGGUCACAAAUUGAGCUCAAAGAUCAAAUUUGUAUGUUUUAUUUCGUGUCCGGAGCAUAACUUAUUAACCAUUCAAGGUAUUGACUUCAAACUUGGGAUGUAGGUAGGUGGUGAUGAGACGAUGUGCAGAGUGCAUGAACCAGGGUGGUAGGUCAAAGGUCAAGGUCACAGCAAGGUCAAAUCUGCCCAUCAUAUUUCAUGUCCAGAGCAUAACUUGAAAACUAUUAAAGGUAUUGACUUGAAACUAGGAAUAUAGGCAGGUGUUGAUGCAGACUGCAACAAUCUACAUUGCACCCCUCCGCCCCACCAAAAAAACUUUUUUUUUCAUAUACAGCCCCACCCCCAGUCUACAUUGACCCCUCCCCCGCCCCAACAAUUUUGUUUUUCUUUUUUUCAUUUAGCUUCUUGCCAUUUAGUAUUAUGUCACGCCCCACCCCCAACCCCCAACCCCCCACCUACCCCCACACCCCCAUUUUUUUUUCAUUUAGUUUCUUGCUCUUUAUUAGCAAGCUGUCCCCUGUCACCAGCACCGCGCACACACACCCUUCUCCCCCUCCCCUCCCACCCCCUCACAUGCCCUACCAAAAAUAAUUCUUUAAAUAUGCUUUUUCUUUAAAUGUUGCCCUCCACCUCCUCUGAUAUAACCUUUCGGACGUUUAUUGCCCCACUUGGCGGAGCUCUUCUUUGGUAUAUCCUCGAUGAUAAGAUCUAUACCCCCUAACGUUUUAUACUGAUGAAAUCAGUGAUAAGCAUAAAAGAAUUGUUCUAUCAUUGAGGUAAUAAAAUGCGCGCAGAUUGGCAGCUGAUAUGGCCGCAUGGCCGCAGAAUAGGGAUGUCCACAAAAAAGCAAUUUACCCAGACUUCUUCUGAACAAAUAGAAUGAAUAUUUACGUUUUACACAAAAUUAUUAUUGUUGCAUCGAACAAAAAUUUUGUAGGAUUGAAUAAAAAUAAAUAAAUAUUUUGUGACAUACAAUAAAUAUUUUUGUUUUAUUGAACAAAUAUAUUUUUUUUGCAAUAAAUAUUUUGUAGGAUUGAAUAAAUAAUUUGAAAACAUUGAAUACAUAUUUGUCGCAUUGCAGAUGUUUUUUAGUUUUACAAAAUAUAUUUCAAAAGAUAGAAAAAAUAUAUGAAAACAUUGAAAAAAUAUUUCUGUUUUACAAUAAGUAUUUUAAGACAUUGAAUAAAUAUAUAAAGAUAGACAAUAAUUAUAGAAGACAUAAUAUUGCAACACAUUACACGCCAUAUUUUAAGGUUGUAAUCAUAGUAUUUUUCAGCGCGAACCUUUUUGGACAUCGCGUGUUUUGGUCGCGCGAAAUAAUGAAACUUUGGUUUAAAAGGUGAAGUCCAGGCUGAUUUAUGACCACUUUGAUUUGAUUAAAUUUGGUUGAAACACAAAAUAUUUUAAUUGAAUAAAAUUUCAAUCACGUUGGCUCUAAAAUUAGACUAGAUUCUCAUCAUAAAUUUGGUUAUUUGACAGAUUGAUAGAUAUAGACUAGCCACUAGACUGAUAAUAAAGAAUUUGUCACAAAAUUUUAACUUUUGUAAUUUUUCUUUUAUUCUAAAGUAAAAGUGACAAAUUCCAGUCUAUUUUGACAGAGAACUGAUUGUAAUAUUAUAUUUGGACAUAGGAUAUAAACUGGCUAUAUUCACGAUUUCAAAAAUAAAAAUUACAAAAAAUAUAUCAUAAUCUAGGAGCUAGUCUAUGAUAGAUAGAACCAUUUGAUUUUCAAAUAUCUUCACCUCAUGGUUUGCAAAACAAUGUCAUAUAGUUCUUUGAUUUGAUGAAUUGAUUGGUCAUGCAGCAAAGAAUGACAUCUUUCUGACUUAAUUAAAACGACCACUAGAAAUGUGUUACACUGCUUCUGAAAUAAAUGUACUUUGCUGACCAGAGAUAAAUUAGCACAUUAGUUGAUGAUUUUAACAUUUAAUAAAAUUGUUCUGAAACGUGAUGUUAUGUAUGAUAUAUUGUGUUUGCAUACCAUUUUCUGUGAUAUUUUGUCUGUGAUUUUAUGUAUUAUUCUCUUGUUUUGAAGUGACUCUCAACUAACCAGUAAAUACCUAUUUCCUGUUUUAUAAACUAAAAUGAUGUCUUGUGUAGAUUUGUAUGAUACUGUUUUCUAACAUAGCAUUUGUUAAAUCUAAUUAUAAACAUAAAAAUAAACAGUUUUGUACUGACA
This is a messenger RNA of Mercenaria mercenaria, 6677 nucleotides long. RefSeq names its product neuroendocrine convertase 2-like. The record is from RefSeq and is a predicted model, not a curated record. The transcript has 21 exons. The coding region runs from base 97 to 2370 and encodes 757 amino acids. Gene Ontology annotation, molecular function: serine-type endopeptidase activity. Gene Ontology annotation, cellular component: Golgi membrane; trans-Golgi network. Gene Ontology annotation, biological process: protein processing. NCBI's taxonomy places the organism in Eukaryota, Metazoa, Mollusca, Bivalvia, Venerida, Veneridae.